Messenger RNA from Orycteropus afer afer, 887 nucleotides. It is a transcript of the gene TSPAN31, whose product is annotated as tetraspanin 31. The record is from RefSeq and is a predicted model, not a curated record. NCBI's taxonomy places the organism in Eukaryota, Metazoa, Chordata, Mammalia, Tubulidentata, Orycteropodidae. Gene Ontology annotation, cellular component: membrane.
UUUUAAAUUUCAUCCAAUGAAGAACCUAUAGGAGGGGCCGGGAGGCGAGUCAGUGACAUAAUGCGGAUUGAUUGGCAUUCAGGCCAAUCUAGAGCCUCGCCAAUGCAGAGGCUGGGUGGGACGGGGCAGGCGCAGAGGCUUGGGUUUGGCUGGACUCGAUUUAAAGAGACAGAAGCUGUCGGAGUCCUAGAACACGGUUUCCAAGACCCUCCCCCCUAGUUUCUGGGACUACUUGGGUCCCCAGAGCUGGCAAGAUGGUUUGCGGCGGCUUUGCCUGCUCCAAGAAUGCGCUCUGCGCCCUUAAUGUGGUCUACAUGCUCGUGGGCUUGUUGCUCAUUGGAGUGGCUGCUUGGGGUAAGGGUCUGGGUCUGGUGUCCAGCAUCCACAUCAUCGGGGGAGUCAUUGCUGUGGGAGUCUUCCUUCUCCUUAUCGCGGUGGCUGGACUGGUGGGUGCUGUCAACCACCAUCAGGUUCUGCUGUUUUUUUACAUGAUCAUCCUUGGUUUGGUCUUUGUCUUCCAGUUUGGAAUCUCUUGCUCAUGUCUGGCUAUUAACAGAAGCAAACAGACAGAUGUCAUCAAUGCUUCUUGGUGGGUCAUGAGCAACACAACCCGGGAUGAACUGGAAAGAAGUCUUGAUUGUUGUGGCUUGUUCAACCUUACACGCCAGUAUCAACAAGAUUAUGCUUCAUGCCGUGCAAUCUGCAAAAAUCGAAGCCCCACAUGCCAGGUAUGUGGAGAAAAGUUUCUUAACCAUUCAGAUGAAGCCCUGAAAAUCCUGGGGGGUGUUGGACUCUUCUUCAGUUUUACAGAGAUCCUUGGUAUUUGGUUAGCAAUGAGAUUUCGGAAUCAGAAGGAUCCUCGCGCCAACCCCAGUGCCUUUCUAUGA